Messenger RNA from Rhinichthys klamathensis goyatoka, 877 nucleotides. RefSeq names its product claudin 15-like b (gene cldn15lb). The transcript is spliced from 6 exons. Bases 56 to 724 code for a protein of 222 amino acids. Gene Ontology annotation, biological process: bicellular tight junction assembly; cell adhesion. Gene Ontology annotation, cellular component: plasma membrane; bicellular tight junction. Lineage: Eukaryota; Metazoa; Chordata; Actinopteri; Cypriniformes; Leuciscidae. The record is from RefSeq and is a predicted model, not a curated record. Gene Ontology annotation, molecular function: structural molecule activity.
ACAAGCUAAUUUUUAUUGUAAAUCAGGUCACAUAGUCCACUGAGAGCCAAACAGGAUGGCAUCGACGGUCUUCCAGCUGACGGGAUUGCUCCUGGGCCUCGUCGGCUGGUGUCUGGAGUCCAGUUGUGUGAACUCAGCGGUGUGGAGGAGAGGCAGUCACGCUGAAGCCGUGUUGACCUCCAGCUCGUACUUCGAAGGACUGUGGAUGACGUGUGCGUCUAACUCUCUCGGGGCCGUUCACUGCCAGAGGUUCAAGACCAUCCUGGGCCUUCCAGGAUACAUCCAGGCCUGUCGAGCUCUGAUGAUAAUCGCGCUGGUUCUGGGUUUGCUGUCCGUGGUUCUGGCCACGAUGGGCCUGAAGUGCACUAAACUGGGCAGCACGUCUGAGGAGUCCAAGGGCAAAAUCAGCCUCACAGCUGGAGUGAUGUUCAUGCUGUCAGGUUUGUGUGUGAUGGUAGCGGUGUCGUGGUACGCCGCUCGAGUCGUUCAGGAGUUUAAUGAUCCUUUCUACGGAGGCACGAAGUAUGAGCUGGGUGUGGGUCUGUAUCUGGGAUGGGCCGCUGGAGCUCUGGCUAUAUUGGGAGGAGGAAUCCUGUGUACGUCAUUUAAGAGUUCGGCACCUGCACAAACACGGGCUCAGAGUUAUAACUACAGCGCUUCACAGCCGCAGAAGAUCUACAGAUCAGCGCCGUCAGAGAACACCCUCUCCAAAGCUUAUGUCUGAGGGGAAUCUUUUUCCUUUCCUUUCCUUUUUUUUUUUUUUUUUUACAAGGACAUGCUUUUUUAGUACUUGCAUCUUAAAACUCAGCCUUAUGUAACUCCCAAACGUUCUUGAAAGUGGUAUUGCCCUCAUAGUCAGUCAUGUUAUAUAAAAUAC